Bombus pascuorum is the source of this 1588-nucleotide messenger RNA. RefSeq names its product protein mesh-like. The transcript is spliced from 6 exons. Gene Ontology annotation, biological process: cell-matrix adhesion. The coding region runs from base 65 to 1417 and encodes 450 amino acids. Lineage: Eukaryota; Metazoa; Arthropoda; Insecta; Hymenoptera; Apidae. The record is from RefSeq and is a predicted model, not a curated record.
CUGAGUUCAGGCUCAGUUUCUUUUAGUAAAUUAGACGAAUCAGUGCAAUCUACUUCUACUAAAAAUGCGAAACGAGUUUUGUAUCGGUGUUUUUGCUUCUCCAAAGUCGAUCGUUUCCUGCUGUCUCCUCCUUCUACUGAGCAGUCAGAUAUCAGCGCAAACUGAGAAUCAAUCGAUCGAGAAUGCGUUCGGGCUGGAUGAGACCCAAUCUAUGGAUAAUAAGAAAUCGAUCGCCGAAAGUAAUAAGUAUAUCGGACAGAUAUCUUCGAUAAGACAGCAAAGUUUAUCCGGACAAGUGGAUGUGAACGAAGAUGGAGGUAAUCACGAUGACAAGAACGAAACGAAGAAGGGGGUAGAAGAAGUUUCGUUCAAUGCCGUUAACAAUUCUGACCAAAAAAAUAAAUCCGAGAAUGAAAUCACACUUUCCGAUGGCUUCUCCGAUAAAAUGGUCAAAAGAAAAAAUGGAAAGUAUGCGAGAUACGAUUUAUCGGAAGCAGACAGAUACACGCCUCAUUCCGAUGAUUCAGUUCUAAAUUAUGUUUUAACGGAGACUAGACUGAAAGAGAUUCGAUCAAAAUUCAUGUAUUGGUACGUCGGCAGGGGUGGUAACGAUGACGAUGGGGAUUAUCAAAGAGAAAUCCAAGCUUCGAUGUCACAAAUACACAAGGAUUUCAAUUUUCAAUUACCAUUCUUCGGGCUCAGAUUCAAUUACACCAGAGUAUCGGUAAAUGGUUACUUAGAAUUUACCGAUCCUCCGCUGCAUUAUACUUACCCUCUCGUGUUUCCGGUCAGAAAUUGGCCAAAGGAGAACGAUCCUAGUUUUAUAGGAAUAUUUUUCAGUAAAUGUCGCAUAGGAGAAAUUCGACCAACCGACAUAGACCAGAGGAGACCUGGCGUAUACUUUAGGGUCGAAGAAGAUUUGCAAAGCAGAAGAGAUCAAUUUGGCGUGGAAAUGCGCGAACGUCUCAAAUGGGAUAUCCGCGAAGGAAUGAUUGGAGCCGAAGCCUUCGAACCUAAACACGCAAUCGUAGUAACAUGGAAAAAUGUGUCGUUCGUCGGUGGUAUCGAUAUUUCCCUCUACAAAACGAAUACGUUCCAAAUGGUCUUGGCCACAGACGAAGUGAACACUUACGUGAUAUUUAAUUAUCUGAAUAUUCAAUGGACCAGCCACACGGAAGCUGGUGGUGAUACUGCGAAUGGAGAAGGUGGAGUCUCGGCAUUCGUCGGUUUUAACGCCGGAAAUGGCACAAGAAGCUACGAAUACGAGCCCUAUUCACAAACGUGGAUGAUCCGCGAUUUAACCAGAAGGGGAUGUGUGAAUGGUUUUCCAGGACGUCAUAUGUUUAAGAUAGACGACAACAUAAUGUCUUCGGCAUUCGGUUCGAGGCCACAAGGGUCCUGCAACUUAGGCUACUAAGUUAAACGAAUUACUAAGUUGGUUGCUAAAUGGUAAUAAGCUAUAUACAAAUGUAAAUAUCUUCUUCAUAGGAAAUGUUUUUGCACUUACAAGAAAGUCCAAGAACUCUGGAUCAUCGAUUAAGUUGAAAUUUUGUAAUUCAAUACAAUUAACAAAAUCUAAUUUAUGCAU